Girardinichthys multiradiatus is the source of this 842-nucleotide messenger RNA. RefSeq names its product sigma non-opioid intracellular receptor 1 (gene sigmar1). The transcript has 5 exons. The record is from RefSeq and is a predicted model, not a curated record. NCBI's taxonomy places the organism in Eukaryota, Metazoa, Chordata, Actinopteri, Cyprinodontiformes, Goodeidae. Bases 110 to 778 code for a protein of 222 amino acids. Gene Ontology annotation, cellular component: endoplasmic reticulum.
CGAGCCCGCAUAAUAAGGAAGAAGGAAGCAGUUAACCACCUGUCUGCUCGUCUGCACACAUGUAGCCUAACCUGCUGUAUUCUUUGGUCUGUGCGUGUUGUUUGUCACCAUGUCUUUUAUGAAAACAACUGUCAAGCUGUUAGGCGUCUGCACAGUCAGCGUCCUGGUCGUGCUGAUGCUGCGGAACUGGAUGGCCGCCAAGCAGUACGUUUUUAGCAAAGAAGAUGUCGCUAAGUUGGCCAAGCAGUACGCAGGGCAGGACCAUGAGCAGGCUUUCUCUAAAGUAGUGGUGGAGCUCAGGAAGAGGUAUCCAGGUCACAUUCUUCCAGAUGAGGACUUGCAGUGGGUGUUUGUGAAUGCUGGAGGCUGGAUGGGCUCCAUGUGUCUCCUCCAUGCCUCCCUCACAGAGUAUUUGUUGUUAUUUGGUACUGCGGUGGACACUGGAGGACACUCGGGACGAUACUGGGCUGAAAUCUCCGACACCAUCAUCUCGGGUACUUUCAGGCAGUGGAAGGAGGGGACUACCAAGAGUGAAAUGUACUAUCCAGGUGACACUAUUGUUCAUGAAGUGGGCGAAGCCACAUCGGUCCAGUGGAGCGCUGGGACAUGGAUGGUGGAGUAUGGUAGAGGCUUCAUCCCCUCCACGCUUGGCUUUGCUCUGGCAGACACCCUGUUCAGCACCCAGGACUUUGUCACCAUGUUCUACACUGUACGCGUCUACGUAAAGGCUCUGGUGCUCGAGGCCGGCACACUGCUUACAGAGGCUGGAGUUGUUUGAGAGGCAGAAGAUGGAUUGACUGGGACAUCAACAUUUUGUCCACAAUUAAAAUCUGUUUUGAGGA